Effrenium voratum is the source of this 1212-nucleotide messenger RNA. NCBI's taxonomy places the organism in Eukaryota, Dinophyceae, Suessiales, Symbiodiniaceae. The record is from the annotation of a GenBank genome assembly.
AUGACAGACAGCUGUUGGGCAAUCCUUCUUACAGUUGAUUGCGCACAGGUUCGUGACGUCCAGAUCAUCCGUGAUGCCCGUACAGGCCGCUCCAAGGGGUUAGCAUACGUGGAGUUCUACCUGCAGGAGGCCACGCUCAAGGCACUCGCGCUGAGCGGCCAGCCGGUCAAGGGCCAGGCUGUGCGCGUGCAGCCCUCCCAGGCGGAGAAGAAUCGCGCUGCACAGGCGGCCAAGGCCUCCAUUCAUUACACGGCGCCGCGGGAGACGCCGUUGCGCUUGUACGUGGGCGGCCUUACGGACUCAUUGGCGAACAUUUCUGAGGAGGAGCUGAAGAAGUUGUUUUCGCCAUUCGGUGAGAUCGAGUUUAUUGACUUGCACAGGGACCCUUACACCAACAAGUGCAAGGGCUUCGCCUUCGUGCAAUUCAAGAAUGCCUCAGAGGCACGUGAGGCCAUGACCGCCAUGAACGGCUUCCAGCUGGCAGGAAAGGAGCUAAAGGUGGGUAUCGCCACAAGCGACAUGCAGCUUGGUGAGGGCGGCCAGGGAGGCAAUAACUUGGCCAUUGGUGGGGAGAACCUACAUGAGGUUAUGGUGGACCCGGUGUGCCCUCUAACAUCAUUGCAAGAGCCUGAGAAGACCUUGCACGGAAUGUUCAACCCCGCGCAAGUGAACCUUGCGGCGGACCCUGAAUUCUUCAACGACAUCCACGCAGACGUGGAGCAGGAAUGCAGGAAGUAUGGCUCGGUCAUAAAGGUCUUUGCCGACCAGGGCAGCAGCAAGGGCGAUGUCUGGGUGAAAUUUGCGGACGCGACCUCUGCCGCAAAUUGUCAGCGUGCAUUGGACAGGCAAAGCACCUCGCUGUCUGCAAUGCGAGCGGUGCUGGUUAUGGUGGACCCGGUGUGCCCUCUAACAUCAUUGCAAGAGCCUGAGAAGACCUUGCACGGAAUGUUCAACCCCGCGCAAGUGAACCUUGCGGCGGACCCUGAAUUCUUCAACGACAUCCACGCAGACGUGGAGCAGGAAUGCAGGAAGUAUGGCUCGGUCAUAAAGGUCUUUGCCGACCAGGGCAGCAGCAAGGGCGAUGUCUGGGUGAAAUUUGCGGACGCGACCUCUGCCGCAAAUUGUCAGCGUGCAUUGGACAGGCGUUGGUUCGCGGGUCAGCAUAUUAUUGCAGAGUUUAGCACCGAAGCUGCAGGGGCCUCGAAAGCAUGA